AUGACUAUGCACGUGCAGGAAGAAGUCAAUCUAGAGAGAUUUUGGGAAGUAGAAUCAUUAGGAGUAGAACAGAAGUCGGUACACCAAGGCUACGAAGAAUAUACCAAACAGUACCAGAACACAGGCAUUUCGUAUGAGAAUGGAAAGUACAUUGCAAAAUUACCCUGGAAAGAAAAUCAUCCAUUUUUGCCAAGUAAUGAGCUGAUAAGCCGACGAAGAACUGUUAGUGUAGUAAACCGCCUUAGAAAAGAACCAGAACUACUUCAGAAGUAUGGAGAGAUUUUAAGUGAACAGGAGAAGAGAGGCUUCAUAGAAAAGAUUACAGAUGUUAAAUCAAGCGAGAAUACCAAAGUUAAUUAUAUUCCCCACCAUCCCGUAAAGAAAGACUCGGCGACCACACCCAUACGUAUUGUAUACGACUGCAGCUGCAAGUCAACACGAGAUUCCCCCACCUUAAAUGAGUGCUUGAUGAAUACCCCACCCAUCCUUAACGACCUAACAGCUAUAUUACUACGCUUCCGAUACCACGAAUUUGCAGUAUCCACAGAUAUCGAGAAGGCGUUUUUGAACAUCGGUCUACAUCCAGACGACCGUGACGUCACUAGGUUCUUUUGGUUAUCAGAUCCGAACAACCCAGACAGUCCACUACAGAUAUAUCGCUUCAAGUCAGUGCUCUUUGGAGCUACGUGCUCGCCGUUUAUAUUAAACGCUACAAUAACAAAACACCUUGCCUUACACAGAUGCGACGAUACAGAACGUAUUCAACAAGGAUUAUACGUCGAUAACAUACUUACCAGCGUACCAGACGAGUCUACACUGCUAGAUUUCUACACUAACAGCAGACAACUGAUCCAGAAAGCAUCCUUUAAUUUGAGAUCAUGGAGCUCAAACAACCCAGCUCUGCGUGAGAAAAUCAAAUCCGAUGGUGUGAGCGAUAAGGACAGAAAUACAAAGGUACUGGGCAUGCGCUGGGAUUCUUCAACAGACGAACUAUCAUUUCCACAAAGACUGAAGGCAGCGUCGAAUAUCUCUGUUCUGACGAAACGUGUGAUCCUUCAAGAAUCAUCCUCCAUUUAUGAUCCACUUGGAUUACUUAGCCCGAUCACCGUGACAGGCAAGAUGUUGAUACAGUCACUAUGGAAACGUAAAUUUGAGUGGGACGAACCGUUGCCAGAUGACAUCAUUACAGAGUGGUGUAAGAUCAGAGAAGAUACCGCGAAAGCUACCGAAACCAAGUUUAGCAGACGAUACUUCCAAGGCACAACACCAAGGGAAGUAACUCUUCACGUCUUCUGCGAUGCCAGCACAAAAGCUUAUGGCUCAUGCGCAUACCUUGUUUCCGGUUGUCACAGCACUCUCGUCAUGGCGAAGAAUAAAGUAACUCCCAUUAAACAACUUACCGUGCCGAAACUUGAACUGUGUGCAGCACUUACAGGCGCUAAACUUAGUCAACACAUAACAUCCACCAUACAUUGUGAGAAAGUAUACUUAUGGAGCGACAGCCAGAUCGUUCUGAAGUGGUUUUCUACAACCAAACCACAGCCACAAUUCAUAGCCAGACGUGUAACAGAAAUACAUGAGUUGACAGACGGCUUCAUGUGGCACUAUUGCCCAACCAAUUCAAACCCAGCAGACCUUCUGUCGAGAGGACUUACCUAUGAGAAAUUUCACGACAACAUAUUAUGGAUGCAUGGUCCUAGCUGGCUGAACGACGAGACAACAUUUCCCGGAUAUGAAUUAAUGCUGAGUACGCACACCAACAGUGAACACGAAGAUACCAACUAUUCCGCCUGUAUGACUACAUCGCGAGAAAUUACACCCGGUCCCGGCAUUUUAGAUGUUAUAGACAUCAAUAGAUUCGACACAUACCGUAAGCUGAUACGUGUUACAGCAUAUGUUCUAAGAUUUGUGAACAACUGCAGAAAUAUUGGGAAGGUCUACGGACCUCUAGAGUCGCACGAGAUCAACGCAGCAGCCAAGCAUCUGAUAAAGUACGUACAGUCCCGUCAUUUUCCGGACGUGAUAGAGUACAUCUACCAGAAUAGAAACAUCCAGUUGAAAAGACCCAACCUAGUGAGACAGCUUGAUUUGUUUCUUGAUGACGACAAAUUAAUACGUUGUGGCGGCAGAAUAUCUAACGCACCGUUAUUACACAGCACGAGAUUUCCCUACCUACUUCCUUCCAAAGACAACCUUACAAAGCUUAUUAUUUUGGACGCACACGUUACACAUAUGCAUUCCGGUACUGAGAGCACAGUCACCUAUCUUCGCCAGAAAUUUUGGAUUCCUAGCAUUCGCCAGCGUGUUCAGAAAAUAGUCCGCUCGUGUGUUACGUGUCGUAAGGUCACAGGAAGAGCAUAUCGAGUACCUGACCCCCUACUGUUACCUAGCAACAGAUUGAAGGUUGCGCCACCAUUCACAGUAACCGGCAUAGACUUUACCGGAGCUUUAACAGUAAAGGCAUCGAGAGGAGAACUACAGAAAGCAUAA
Mercenaria mercenaria is the source of this 2490-nucleotide messenger RNA. RefSeq lists its product as uncharacterized. Lineage: Eukaryota; Metazoa; Mollusca; Bivalvia; Venerida; Veneridae. The coding region runs from base 1 to 2490 and encodes 829 amino acids. The record is from RefSeq and is a predicted model, not a curated record. The transcript has a single exon.